This is a messenger RNA of Hipposideros armiger (great roundleaf bat), 1479 nucleotides long. RefSeq names its product interleukin 3 receptor subunit alpha (gene IL3RA). Gene Ontology annotation, cellular component: external side of plasma membrane. The record is from RefSeq and is a predicted model, not a curated record. NCBI's taxonomy places the organism in Eukaryota, Metazoa, Chordata, Mammalia, Chiroptera, Hipposideridae. Bases 266 to 1324 code for a protein of 352 amino acids. Gene Ontology annotation, molecular function: protein binding; cytokine receptor activity. Gene Ontology annotation, biological process: cytokine-mediated signaling pathway. The transcript is spliced from 12 exons.
AUGGCCUUGCUUUGGCUGGCGGCGUUUCUGACGCCCGUGUCCUGCGUGCUGCCCACUGACCGUUCACAUCACCAGGUGCCGUCUGCAGCCCAGAGUCAUCCGUCCUGGAGUCCUGGCACCUGCUUUCUUGUUGCCUCUGCAAACAGCUCUUUGGGACACAGUGUUGCUGAGGCCCCGUCCUGAGGUGACUGUGUCCUGUUGUGACAGCCGCAGGUUGGAGGCGUCAGACAGGCCAGAUCCACAGCCACCGAUUAAGAACUUAAGGAUGGAAACGAAAAGCAAAAUGCUGGCCUGGGACGUCACGGGAAAUAUUUCUAGCAUCAAAUGCUUCAAAGACUCCAAGAACUCCUCAAAGGGACAAACUCAAAAGUCUUGCACGUUUUACGUCCUCCCCAAGUGCAAAGCGUCAAACUACACCGUGAAUGUCACCACGGUGGAUGGGAAGUCGUUUUCCACGUGGAUUCGGUACCCGGAGCAAGAAGGGAACCCUGGGGCAGCCGCCCAGGGCCUGGAAUGCCAGGUUCACGAUGUGGAUUUCCUGACGUGCGGAUGGAAGGUGGGCCCCGAGGCCCCCAGCGACGUCCAAUAUUCCUCGUACUUGGAGAACGUGAAAACGGAAAAUAAGUGGGAGUGUCCACGUCACACAGCCAACGGGCUGGGGAUUCACGUCCAGUGUCAGUUCAAGGGCCUGUCCAGGUUCCCGCACGUCCAGUACCGUUUCCUGGUGAAUGGCAACAGCACGCACUCCAGCAUCCCCUGCGCUGAAUGUAUCAUGUACUUGUCACAUAUCGAGGAAUUAAGUCCACCCAACAUGACCGUGAGCUGUAAUAAGUCCCAUUCCGUCAUAGAAUGGAAAACGCGGAGCCACUUCUACCGCAAGAUUGAGUAUGAACUCGAAAUUCAAAAGGGCACAGACGAUCCCUACACACAGAAGGCCCACUUGAAAACCUCCCUCAUCCUAAGCAGCCCCGGAGUCUACACGGUCAAAGUCAGGGCCAUGGUGCUGCGCUACACCAACCAGAAGAAGGGCACCAGCCAGUGGAGUGCCCCGCAGCGCAUCGCGUGCCACCAAGACGAGAACGCGCCUCUCCACUUCUGGCUGACGCCGUUGCUGAUCGCGCUGGCCACGCUGACCUUCGCGGGCUGCGCGCUUCUCCUGUGCAAAAGGUACUCGCUGCGGCAGAAGCUGUUCCCUCCCAUCCCCCACAUGAAAGACCCCAUCGGCGACGGCGCGCACACUGAGAACAUGUUGGCCUGGGAGAGUGACAGAGCCGGCCCGGAGGAGUGUCCAGUGGCCAAGGUGCAGGUUUUGGGAGAAAAAUGAAGCUGGAGUCACUCCCCUGCCGGCCAGGGGGCGUUUGGACGAUGAUGUUUGUAACGGGGGUGGGAGGGGGGAGUGGGAAUUGGCGUGGGCGGGACCCAAAUGCUGUCACGGGAGAAAAUUCCCCCAAUAAAGGUCUUUGUCAACCUGCUCAGUGG